UUCUUGAUCAAGACCUCGUCCCUGAUCUCGAAUCUUCUUUGCUUUCUUUGCUCUCAGAGAUGCAUUUUGCCAUCUCAGUCGUCUCAGCCCUUCAAGUGCUCCAUGUCCUUCUGAUGCCCAGCUCUGCGGUGACGGCUCAGCCUGAACCGGAGGAGGGGUGCCUGCUACAAAGCCCAGGGCAGCUGGCCUUGAAAGCAGAGCAAGUAGUGCCCGCUGGGCGUAUCAAUGACCUCCAAACCUUUGCUCCGGGGAAGUUGGUUGCUCCUGUACAAGCCAGACAGGCAGGGCAACAAACCUCGACCUCGAAGGAUGCCGCAGCUAUUGUUUCCCUUACCCGGCUUUCACCUUCUUGCCGACAAACGGAUUCUGCACUUGCUGCAGGUCAAGGGAGACCCAAGAUCAACCAGGUUCACCAUUAGUGGCAUACCAAUUUAUACGCACAGAUCUCUCUGAAUCUGGAAGGUUGAAAGGGCUAUGUGAAGAAGGUCGAAGGUGCAGAUGUACGACCACGCCCUCCCAACAACCAAACAGCCAAAACGAUUUGGGUGUUUCAGACUGUGGAUACUUUUGCCAGGGGCUGGGCUGGACAAGCUUUAGUCACUACCCUGCAUUCCAGAAUCUUGAGGCGUCCUGCACCUGCUGUGAAGGCGAUGAAGUCACAAACGUCUUGGGUGAUAUACCGAGAGCAAGCUACACCAUUCUAGACCAGCCGGCCACUGCGAUGGGUGACCCGCAUAUCACAACAUUGGAUGGCCAUCAUUACACCCUCAUGCGGCAGGGCAUCUUCUCCUUGUGGCACCUUUCAGGGUUGGAGACUCAAUUCCAUUCAGACAACGGUUUUAUGAAGACAGUCCCAGUCGACUGGCAAGUUUACACUUGGUAUGCUGGACACCAAGCAUUCACGAAGGGACUGCUACUGGUGGACAAGUCCGGUGGAGCCGUCCGACAAAUCAUGGAAAUGACAUCCGAAGACUGCCAGUGGCGAGCCCGCAAAGGGGAUGGAGAAUGGACUAUCGUGAAAGAUGAUGAAGAAAUCUGGGUCCCAGAUGGCCAGGACUACGUGACCGGCUUCCAAGUCACAAAGAAGGGUGCAAAAGGGUACAAACACAUCCAUUUAAAUGUGAACACGAAGAGUGGCAAGACAGAGAAGGUGGUCCUAAGUCUCAGCUGUAGGCCGCACCACAACAUCAACCUCCAGCUGGUGAUGAGACAAAGGCACGACUACCGCUUUGUGGAUGGCGAGUUGAAAGUGGCACGGGGAUCACGGGGAUUCUCCACUCUCCAGACCGAUUCAGAAUUUGCCAUUGAUGCGAAGUGGCAGGAUUUGGGUGGAAGUGAUUCUGCAGCCACUUACCUUGACAUGGACCAGGCUGGUGAUGCUUUUGUGGCCAAGUGCAGCCGAGAGGAGGAAGGCAAGGCCCAAGACGCAUGUUCCAAGCACCUGGGGCACCUGGGAGAUAUCCAGCAUGGAAGUCCUGAUGAGACGUUCUACGAGGACUGCGUCUAUGACGUUUGUCACGGAGCUGGUGAGACUGCUGCAGAACUUGCAGCAGAGCUCCUUGCAUCCACCCGAGCCAUUGAAGGCAUUUAGUAUGCAUUUAUUGGUAUAGUGGUUUCAGCCUUUAUAUAAAGGGGCUGACCCCAGGUGACAGAUCCACCAGUUUUGUCAGCUUGUAGCCACUUACGAAGUGUUAGGAUGCCUGUCGUGCUCUCUUUUGGAUGCUGCGUAGAGACACUCCGCAGAAGGGAAAAACACC
Molecule: messenger RNA, 1757 nt
Organism: Cladocopium goreaui
Lineage: Eukaryota; Dinophyceae; Suessiales; Symbiodiniaceae
Source: the annotation of a GenBank genome assembly